ACCAACCUGUCCUACCUUCACUAACGCGAAGUCGUCCAAUCUUUUUUUGCACGGAUGGGCUGGCAAAUUCGUGAAGAAAUUGUUCUACAACUUGUUCAAAAACCGGCCCACAGUUUAGUUGAACGUGUGCAGAAAAGGUUUCCGCUGUUCUUCUAGUGUUUAUCGCGCAUACGAUCAACCCUUAGCGUCACCAGCUUGGUUGAAUAUGCGGUGUACGGAAGCGAGCUGAAAAGUUCUUCGUUUCCAUCUUAGCGCGCCUCCGUCAAAACCUCACGGGCUGGGGUUACGUGUGUGCGUGUGUAGCAGCGUGCAAAGUGUGUGCGUCCCGAAAAGAUACCGGGAAGAUUGGUUGGCAAGCGGAACAAUAUUGUGCUCCACCAUAGCAACUGUGGUGGGCAGCUACUCGGUGUGUGAAACCAAAUAACAGGAAUAUCGAUUGUUGACAAGCCGUGGGCCGAGCGUCAACUGCCAAGAGAUUUUCGUCAUUUGCAUCGCUUUUGAUGUUGUUGAAGUAAAAAUCUCCGAGCACAGUAGGUUGACAAGGAUUCCGCGAAAGCUUAACCAUCAACGUCAGCGUUGGUUCUCUACUUGCGACUUUGAAGAGUAAAAUUAAUGCUGGAUUUGGAGUAAGAAAGACAGGCCUGCAUCAUGUCUUUUCACCCCAGACCACCGGGAACAACAAUUGUUUCCGCUGGUAUCCCGUACAUUGCUCCACCAAUAGUACAGCAACCGAUGAUGCCUGCUAUGAAUCAGCCACCUCCCUCAAACCGUGGCGGAAGCUUUCGUUCCGGAGCAACGAUCGGCUCUCGUCCACAGAUGUACAACAACAAACCUCCGCCACAACCAGAACCCGUGUACGAUGGGCCGAUUGUGACUGUGUUCGUAGGCAACAUCAGCGAGAAAGUGCCCGAUCCAAUGAUCAAACAGAUACUGGCAACAUGCGGCACAGUCGUUAACUGGAAACGGGUGUCCACCUUUGGUUUUUGUGAAUAUGAUCCUGCGGGAGGUGCCAGAGCGGUGCGCUUGGUGCACGACCUGGAGGUCGGUGGCAAAAAGCUGGUAGCGAAGGUGGAUGCCAAGAAUAAAGCUCUGCUUGAUUCGUUCCGCGAGGAUGAAAGUAAUGCUGCUGCAACGAACGAAGUAUCCGAAAAGCGGGGCGAUGACGAUGCAAUGGAAGCCAUCGGUCAUAUACUGGAAGACUUUAGGGAGGAGCUGGCUGCAGCAGAACAGCAGCAAGAAGAAACACAGGCAAAGCAGAAGAAAAUGCUCCAAACGGUCGACAUUGAGGACGGCAAGCGGGACAUCAUUAAUAAGGAGAUUGGAAAGUUCCGCAAAUACACCGAGGAAGAGGAGUUGAAAAAGGAAAAGGAAAAGGAGCGCAAAAAGCGCGAAGAAAAGCGAGCGGAAGAGAAGCAGCGCCGUUCGGUAUCGCCCCGCAAGGAUAAGAAAGCUUCCAACUCAUCACGGCGGCGCAGUCGAUCGCGAUCGCGUGACCGUGAGCGGGAUCGGGAGCGUGAGCGAGAACGCGAGCAACGGGAACGCGACAAGGAACGGGAGCGGGAGCGUGAGCGCGAGCAGCGUGAACGGGAACGCGAGCGUGAGCGUGACUUGGAACGGCAACGCGAACGUGAAAGGGAACGCGAGCGGGAACGGGAAAGGGAACGGGAGCGCGAACGUGAGCGGGAGGAUCUGAAGGUGAACCGCAAUCCGCGCGAUAUUCAGAAGGAGAAAGAAAUGGAAGAGGAGGCACGGGAGCGGAAGAAGGCGGAGAAGAAGGCCCGCGAUAAGGAGGCAGCGUACCAGGAACGGUUGCGGAACUGGGAGGCGCGUGAAAGGAGGAAGGCAAAGGAUUACGAGAAGGAUCGGGAGAAGGACCGCUGCAAGGAGGAGGAACGCGAGAAGGAAGCGAAACGACUGAAAGAGUUCCUCGAGGACUAUGACGACGAUCGUGAUGAUCCAAAGUACUACAAGGGCCGUGAACUUCAGCGAAGACUUGCCGAAAGAGUUCGAGAAGCGGAUGCCGAUUCUAAGGACCGCAACAAGGAGCAGGAAGAGUUGGAUGAAUUGAAGAACAAAAUCUUUAGCGGAGAGUACGAUAACCCAACGCUCGAGUUCGAGAAGGCCAAAAAGGAGCGCGAGGAUCUGUACAAACCGAAGAUACUGAUCGACGUCAAUCUGGAGCAGUCGCAACAGCGUGAGCGAGAGCUUGAGCGAGAACGGGUCCGUGAAAUAGAGCGCCAGCGUGCUAAGGAGCGGGAGCGCAUGAACAAGGAGCGUUACGUGUUAGCUCAAGCUUCGCGGGAACUCGCUUCGGUCGACGCAGAACCGAUCGAGUCCGAUUCUAGCGGACAGGACAAUUUCAACUCACCAGCCGGCAGCGCAUUGCAGGCAGCGAACAGCAGUGCAUCAAACGGACCGGGUUCCGGUUCGGCCAGCAUAAUGGAUGGCAUGGGUAAUAGCAAUCAUCACCACCAUCACCACCACCAUCAUCCGCACCAUCAUCAUCAGCAUCACCACAUGCACCACAACGCGUCGGAACAGCGUGUAGCGUCCGCUGGUCAGCAUCCUGCACAUGCAGGUUCCGAAACGCGUGAUUCGUUCGGUCUGAUGGGGCAUGGUAGCGGCGCAGGAGGAGGAGGCAUGGGUGGCGCCAGUACAAUGCUGGAUGAUGAUAGCUCGCGGCACUCGAUACGGUCAAACUCUCAGCACGGAAUCCCCGAAAGUCCGGAAGCGAACAGCAACAGUGAGAUGAACUCGAUAUCGGACAAAUCGUCCCAUCACCAUCAUCAUCAUCACCACCAGCUACUACCGCAACAGUCCGCAGUGGGCCCGACCAUUAGCUUAAAUCUGAACGUGAAUGCGAAAAAGAAGAAGCUCGAGAUGAAGGAUGUGUUCAACAGCCUUGACGACGAUACGGAGGAAUCGAACGGUCCCAAGAAACGAAAGCUUGUUCCAUUAGAAUAUGAGGAUGGCCGGGGCCAGAUGGACACUCCGAUCGGAACGGCAAACAGUACACCGGCGGCGGUGGCAGCUGCCGCCGGCACCGCACCGAAAUCAUCGAAAGGCAAAAAGGAUGACGCAUCGAACCGGGAAACGCAGAAAUCGCAGGAAGAAAAGCGCAAAAACAUAAAGAGUAUUAUCGACAAGAUACCGACGGAGAAGAGCGAUCUCUUUAACUAUCCGCUCGACUGGAACGAGAUCGAUAGUACGAUCGAGAAGAAAAUACGACCCUGGAUCAACAAAAAGAUUAUUGAGUACAUCGGGGAACCGGAACCGACGUUGGUCGAUUUCAUCUGCUCGAAGGUGUUGGCUGGCAGUACGCCGCAGGGCAUACUGGACGAUGUACAGAUGGUUCUCGACGAGGAAGCGGAAGUGUUUGUGGUGAAGAUGUGGCGAUUGCUAAUCUACGAGGUUGAGGCAAAGAAGGUUGGACUGGCGAAGUAGGUACACGGCAUAACGCAGCAUAACAGUAGAAAGCGGCAUGUCACAAAUUACUGGACGAAUGGCUACGGACGGAAUGGUGGCCGGUGCAGAGCGUGAAACCGUUCACGCGUGUUCCCUCUCUACCCAAGACCGGUGAGUCAGUCGGCAGCGGUCGGUGAAAUAAAUGCUGUCAGUUUGGUGAACUUGAUUAGACUAUAGCCCGUUAACGCUAGGCAAUUUGUUCAACAAAAUGGGAGAAGGCAUGUCCUUGCAUCCAAUAAACCUUUUGUCGCGAUAAUUCCCCCGGUCGCCCUGGCAGAAUCCUUUUUAUCGCAAAACGACGACAUCGUACAAUCCAUGAACACGUUAACAAUUUUCACUGCACAUCGCGCAACGUAAAGCGAGCUAGUGUUUUCAGUUAAGCAGGAACGACAGUUAACUAUCAUUCACAAGCAAGUAAAGCAGGAAAAACAUUGGGAAGUAAGGUUGAUUUGGUUGCGUAGUAAGGGGCGUUCUACUUUCACACCAAACAACGAUCAGUGAGAUUGUGUUGCCAUUAGCUUCCCCUUAAUAUAUUAUAUUUUUCAUGCUUUACUUUGUAGAUACAGGACAAUGGCACUGAAUUUGUGGAAAGAAGGAGCAGGUAGUUGAGGGCUUGGUUUGGUUUGAUUAGUACAUUUCAUCCAGAAAGAACUCUAAACCCUCUGUAAAGGUGUUGAUGCGAGACAAGAAUAGCAACAGCGGUAGUCUCAGAAUUCCUUGAUCUAUUUGAAUGAAUUUCCUUCCUUUUUGACGAUGCGUGUAAAGAAAAUGCUUACAAUUCAUGAGAAAGUAGUAAAACGAGAAAGCUCCCAGCAUCUCAAGAGCAACAUUGGAAUCAUUAACUUUGACGAAAAAAACAGGAACUUUGAGGAAAACAAUUUACCAAACUGCUAGUGCAUCAAAGCCAUACAAAAUACACACUCAGCCGAAGGACAUGCAUGUCAGGCAUGUCUUCUGAA
Messenger RNA from Anopheles stephensi (Asian malaria mosquito), 4424 nucleotides. RefSeq names its product RNA-binding protein 25. Gene Ontology annotation, cellular component: spliceosomal complex. Gene Ontology annotation, biological process: mRNA processing; regulation of alternative mRNA splicing, via spliceosome. Gene Ontology annotation, molecular function: mRNA binding. The transcript is spliced from 6 exons. The record is from RefSeq and is a predicted model, not a curated record. Lineage: Eukaryota; Metazoa; Arthropoda; Insecta; Diptera; Culicidae. The coding region runs from base 649 to 3444 and encodes 931 amino acids.